Molecule: messenger RNA, 1315 nt
Organism: Glycine soja
Lineage: Eukaryota; Viridiplantae; Streptophyta; Magnoliopsida; Fabales; Fabaceae
Product: nuclear transcription factor Y subunit A-3-like
Exons: 5
Coding region: 310-996 (228 amino acids)
Biological process (GO): regulation of transcription by RNA polymerase II
Cellular component (GO): CCAAT-binding factor complex
Molecular function (GO): DNA-binding transcription factor activity, RNA polymerase II-specific; RNA polymerase II cis-regulatory region sequence-specific DNA binding
Source: RefSeq, a predicted model, not a curated record
UGUGUGUCUGUGUCGAGUGUGUGUAUUAUUAAUGGGUUGGGUGUGUUUGUUUUGUUUCAUUUCAUCAAACAAACAAAGCCUUCAACAAUCAAAAGCAAAGAAGUGAAGAGAGAGAGAAAGAGAUCAUUCUAGAGACAGAGAGAAAAAUUAGCUUCAGUAGAUAUUAGUGGUGGGUUUGGGUUUCAAGAGAGGAGACAUGCCUAACUUGAACCCAACACUUCAAGUACUUGCUUCUUCAUACCCUUACCAGAUCCCAAAGGUCUUGAUCUAAUUUUAAGUGAUUCUUCUGAUGACUAUAUUGAAGGUUACAUGAAGCCAUUUCUCUUUUUAAAUCUUCCCAACACCGAGUUCAAUUCUUCACAAGUUGAUUGUAAUCACUCAAUGGCUCAUUCUUCUUAUCCCUACGGCGAUCCAAUUUUUGCUUAUGGACCACAAGCUAUUAGUCAUCCCCAAAUGAUACCCCCGAUGCUGGGACUAGCAUCCACCAGAGUGGCUUUGCCACUUGAUCUUGCAGAAGAUGGACCAAUUUAUGUCAAUGCAAAACAAUACCAUGGUAUACUGAGAAGGCGUCAGUCACGAGCAAAACUUGAGGCUCAGAACAAACUUAUCAAAAAUCGUAAGCCAUAUCUUCACGAGUCUCGGCACCGCCAUGCUUUGAAUAGGGUUAGGGGAUCCGGGGGGCGAUUUCUCAGCACCAAACAGCUUGCACAGUCUAAUGCAGAAUUUGUCACUGGUGCACAUUCUGGUUCUGACCCUACCAACAGAUAUCAAAAGGAACAUCUAUCAGAGGUGGAAAGUCAUUCCUCAAAAGAUGGAGAUAAUUCAUCUUUCAUCACAACCUGCUCCGACCGGCCAUGUUUAUCUGGCAACAAUGUCAAUUUUCGGCAGCAGGAGUGCAUGUUUCUGGGGAAUUCUGCAAACAUGGGUGGAUCACCACAGUUCAGUGGGGGACUCACCUUUGGCGGAGCAAAGCAGCGCACAUCAGUUGUCCGGUGAGAGAAGAAACUGAUCGAAACCGACUUCACCGGUCAGGCAAAUCAUCCUUGGCUUAGUCACUUUUGUCUGUGUCUUUAUGUGUUCGUACUAAAUGCUCAUUUUGAGAGACUUUUUUCAGUCUGCAUUAGCACUAUAAGACCUUUCCAAUUGCUUUGGCAUGUAUUUUAAAGUUGCUAUUGUACUGGAUUUUGAACUGGAUUGGAAUAGUCUUUUGCAUGGAACUUGUAUGUUUGUGUUAGUUACUGUUGAAUUUCCUUGCUUCAAAAUAUGUGAUUUCUAAUAGUGGAUUAUUUACUCUUUUGGGUUAUUAUAGUAUCCA